This is a messenger RNA of Plenodomus lingam JN3, 2541 nucleotides long. The record is from RefSeq and is a predicted model, not a curated record. Lineage: Eukaryota; Fungi; Ascomycota; Dothideomycetes; Pleosporales; Leptosphaeriaceae.
AUGAGUGUAAGGGUCGAGAAGAUCCUCGAGUCCCUGACUUUGGAGGAAAAGAUUACUCUUCUCGCUGGCAAAGACUUCUGGGAAACGGUCCCUAUUCCAGAGAAGGGUGUUCCUGCAAUCAAGGUAUUUUACGAUCCAACAACAAGCUUGACCAAGACAGCUAACAGUGUGGAGACGAGCGAUGGGCCGAAUGGUGCCCGUGGUGAGGUGUUUACGGGAGGUCCUACAGCAGCCUGCUUUCCGGCUGCGGUCUGCUCAGCUGCAACAUGGGACCCAAAACUCUCCAAGAAGAUAGGACGAGCUUUGGCAGAAGAGACCAAGACCAAGGGCGCACGCGUACUUCUUGCCCCCACCAUGUGUAACCACCGACACCCGCUUGGAGGCCGAAAUUUCGAGAGUUUCUCCGAGGACCCAUUGUUAGCCGGUAAGAUGGCUGCAAACGUUGUGAAGGGGUUGCAAGACCAUGGAAUUGCCGCCACUAUCAAGCACUUUGUUGCAAAUGAGCAGGAAACUGAUCGUCUGAGGGUUGACACCAUUGUCAGCGAGCGGGCAUUGCGGGAGAUUUAUAUGAAACCCUUUGAGAUCACCAUUAAAGAGGCCAACCCCCUAGCUGUCAUGACUUCUUACAACAAAGUCAACGGCAUCCACGCCGAUUCAAAUGAGUUUCUCCUGAAGAAAGUGUUGAGAGGAGAGUGGGGAUGGGAGGGGCUUGUCAUGUCCGACUGGGGCGGCACCAACUCGACCGUUGAUGCUCUCAACGCGGGACUGGAUCUGGAAAUGCCCGGACCAACGCGACUGCGUUCAGUCGAUGCUGUGGUCGAGGCGGUACGGAACGGCGAGGUCACUGAACAUACGAUUAGCCAACGUGCCAGGAAUAUCUUGAAACUUAUUGAACAAGUUGGCGCUUUUGAAAACCCAGAAAUACCGCCAGAAACGUCCGUUGUUGACCCUAGACAUGGCCAACUCAUUCGCGACGUUGCCGGCCAGGGCAUAACGCUGCUGAAAAACAAGGACGGCAUCCUACCCCUAAGAAAAGAAGAUAUGAAAGGGAAGCUCAUCGGCUUGUUUGGCUUGGCUAAGGAGGCUUUGAUUCAUGGCGGUGGAAGUGCAUCUCUCAACGCACAUUAUCGCAUCUCGCCAGAGGAGGGUUUACGAUCGGCCUAUGGCAACGACGUCAAAUUUGAAUUCGCAAAGGGAGCUCAUACAUAUCGUCUUUUACCACCGCUAGCCCAUGACUGUAAGGAUCUACAGGGAGGUGACGGCUGGACCAUGCAACUCUUCCGGAUGGGCCAUGCCGAUCGGGCUAUCAAAACGGUGCACGCGUUUAAAGAUUUAUCAUUUAGCCCUCUACUCUAUAAUGAAGCCAAGGACAAGGAGGUCAGGUUGCAGGCGACCUUUGUCCCCAGCCAGUCAGGCUCCCACUAUCUCGGGUGCUCAGGCAUCGGGCCCACAACCGUCACCAUCAACGAUAAAGUAGUCUACGAACAAAAAGGAAACUCCCCAGACCCCAUGGGUUUCCUCCUGGGCGGAAAUAACGAGGAAGAGUUCACCGUGGACUUUGAACGCGGACACUCGUACAAGAUACGAAUCCAUUCGAAACCACCAAUCGGCGGGGAAAGCUGGGGCAUAUUGGCUGGCCUUCCCGGCUUCAGAAUGGGCUUGAUGACUCAAGAGGAUCACGAUGUAGAUAUGCUCACCGAGGCCAAGAAUCUCGCACAGAAAUGCGACGUUGCCAUUGUCUUCACAGGCCACACGCCCGCAUGGGAGACCGAGGGCCAAGAUCAGGUUAGCUUUCACCUGCCGCGCGCCGGCUCCCAAGACACGCUCGUCGAAACAGUAGCAUCGGCCAACAGCAACACAAUCGUCGUCAAUUCGACCGGUGUCGCCGUGGCCCUCCCAUGGCUUCCCAAGGUUUCCGCCUUCAUUCAAGCCUGGUUUCCCGGCCAGGAAGCCGGCAACGCUAUUGCCGACAUCCUCUCCGGCGCUGUCAAUCCAUCCGGUAGACUCCCCAUUUCCUGGCCCAAGCGCAUCCAGGAUACGCCCGCGUAUGCGAAUUUCCCGGGCCACAGGCACAACGGCCAGCUCACGGUGCGGUACGAAGAGGAUGUUUUUGUGGGCUAUCGUCAUUACGAUCGCAUUGCUGGGGAUCGGCUGGAAUUCCCGUUUGGGUUUGGUCUUUCAUACACUGCGUUCCGGCUGGGGAAUGGGCGGGUAUGUCAGAUUGAUUCCGAGGCGUUUACGGCGAGGGUUGAUGUCGAGAACGUGGGUCGGGUGGCUGGGAGUCUGGUGGUGCAAUUGUAUGUUGGUCGCAAGGUGUACUCGGAAGAGCAUCCGGUCAAGACGCUGGUUGCGUUUCAAAAGGUCUUUGUCGGCCAAGGUGAAUCACAGACGGUGGAGUUGUCGUUUGGCAUGCUGGACUUUGCCUAUUUUCAUGAGGCGUCGCAGUCGUGGAGGGUGGACAAGGGUGAAUACGUCUUCUCGUUUGGACAGUCAGUCGUGGAUAUUGGAUGUGUGGAUACGUUGCAUCUCAGAGGGCUAUAA